GUUCCUUAUCAUGUAACUAUUCAAUGCCCGUUGCAAUCCCGGAAUUUUUAACAUAUAGUAAUAUUGAGCUAGUUAUUUAUGCAAGCUAUUGAAGCAUUGCGGCUUGGCCAUGAUAUCACUUUCGCCAGUUCAAAACCUCCUCCGCUCGUUCCAGAUUAUUUAAUUGCUGUAUUUAUAUCUCCUCCUACACUAACAACAUUCCACUCCAGGUAAAUUGCACUCAUUACCUGUCACCCAAGCUAUGGACACUCUUAUAAACUGGAGUACUUCCCUCCCACCGCUCCAGGAGUUCCUCCCUCCUGUGUCUCCAGAAGCGUACAUCGUCCUCCUCUCAAUAUUCCAAUACUUCCCUAUGGCCGCCCUUAUCCAACUCGCAACUCCUUUUUAUCCGCAGGGGAAAACGUCCCUCCCUUCCUCACGCCUAAACUUCCCCGGCCGAUACGCAUGGCUCUGCAUGGAGAGCGUCGGUGCCCUUAAUCUCCUUUACACCCUCUACACGGGUAUUUCCAUGUUCCCCGACGGCCAGUUCCCCAGCUGGCAUAAACUCGUCGCAUGCAUCUAUGUCCUCCAUUACCUAAACCGGGCCGUAAUAACACCCCUUUUCCUCGCGCCCAGCAUGUCGCCAAUUCACCUGAUCAUUAUCCUUUCGGCUAUGGCAUUUAAUUACCUCAACUCGAGCUGUAUAGCAGGCUGGUUGUUGGGUUACGGGACUCCAGUCCUGGGGUCAACUGCGCCGCGACCACAGCAAGCACACCUCUCACGGACCUCAAGUUUCUCCACCACGUACUUCCCAGCGGAAUACAUACCCUAUAUUGGACUAUGCCUAUUCCUAAUAGGAAUGUACGGCAACAUCAAAGCGGAGGGAACCUUAUUCCGCCUACGGAGAGAGGAAGCCGAUAAGAACAGUAACAAUAACAGCAACAACCCCAAAACCGCCCAAACCCCAAAAAACAAAUACGACAAAGUCUACGUCCUCCCCCCUGCCACCGGCUUGUUCCGCACAAUUCUCUUCCCCCACUACGUCUUCGAAUGGAUUGAAUGGCUCGGUUUUCUCCUGAUAGGCGUCUCCAUUACUCCAGCUCCCGCCUCCGAAGCAACUGCCGCCACCCCCGCCCUCGUCCUGGCGCCUUACUAUGCACCUCUCGCAAACCUCCUGCUAGAUAAAUUGGGCCUGCCAUUCCCCCUCCCCGCAAUCGCAUUCCUCGUAAACACAGUAGCGACGACGUCGGUGCGCGCGAGCUGGGGCCGGAAGUGGUAUGUAGACCGCUUUGGGGCGGAGGCGGUGGGGAGACGCGGUGCGUUUGUGCCUUAUUUUAAGUGGCUGUGAUGACACCUUAAUUAUCUAUUUAUUCAUUUAAUUAUAUUUACAUGUAUUUUGAGCUAAUGGGACGGAAAGUACUUUGUCUAUGUUUUAUUUACGUUACUGCAUAAUAUUCUGGCAGGAAGAUGUUAUGGAGUAGGUUCGGCGGAAGGAAUACUCAUUGGGCUGAUGAGAGAAACAAAUAUAUUAAUUCUAUAGACUAAGUUACACUGAAAUAGACAAAAACACAGAUAAGGAAGAAAAGGAAAAGAAUAUUAAGAGCAGAGACUCAUCUGGUUUCUUAUAAACAGGCAAGCAGAUAAUGAAAUGAACAGUGACAAUUGAAUAAAUAAUAAUUAAAAUGAAAGUAAAGCUCAGUCUCAAAAUAAGAAUAA
Messenger RNA from Blastomyces dermatitidis ER-3, 1695 nucleotides. RefSeq lists its product as uncharacterized. The record is from RefSeq and is a predicted model, not a curated record. The transcript is spliced from 2 exons. NCBI's taxonomy places the organism in Eukaryota, Fungi, Ascomycota, Eurotiomycetes, Onygenales, Ajellomycetaceae. Gene Ontology annotation, biological process: lipid metabolic process. Bases 242 to 1327 code for a protein of 361 amino acids. Gene Ontology annotation, molecular function: oxidoreductase activity, acting on the CH-CH group of donors.